CUUCGUGAGACACAAGCCACAAGGGGGAUAUGGGGACAGCAAGGAACGUACCCUGCUGGGUACUGGUAUGGAUGGCAAUGUCUGUCGGACUCUCCUUCACACAAACAGCAAGCAACCAGACCAUUACUGUCAUCCCAUCGUUGCUGACAAUCCCAAAGACUGCAGGUGUGAGCCCUUCACACAACGGACAGAUUUGCAGCACAUGGGGAAACUAUCACUUCAAAACCUUUGAUGGGUACUUCUUCAAUCUCCCCUCAACCUGCAACUACAUCCUAACCUCACUCUGCAAGACUGCUUAUGAGGAUUUCAACAUUCAGAUGAGGCGUCAGGUUGUAGAUGAUCUGCCCACCAUCAGCAGGAUCACGAUGAAGCUCGAUGGGACAGUGGUGGUCCUCCAGAAUGGUUCCAUUGAGGUCAACGGGCAGAUAGUUUUGGCGCCUUUUAGCCAAGCAGGAAUUCUUAUCGAGAGGACCCCUUCCUAUGUGACUAUCCAUACAAAGCUGGGACUGCAGCUCCAGUGGAAUGAAAAUGAUUAUCUCAUGGUGGAGCUGGACAGUAAAUAUAGAAACCUGACUUGCGGGCUUUGCGGAGACUUCAACAGCCAACCGCUGUAUGAUGAGUUCUUUACAAAUGGUGUGUUAAUGAAUACAUUGCAAAUGGCUAACAUGUGGAGAAUGGACGGGCCGACUGAAAACUGUGAACUGCAGACUGUACAGGAAUGUGGGGAACAGGUUCCAGUUUGCCAGGAGCUGCUGACUGGCUCUGCCUUCAGCAAUUGCCAGGACCUAGUCUUCGUCGACCCCUUUAUCCAGGCCUGCACGCAAGACAUGUGCCAGUGUGACAACAGCAGCAGAUCCUUCUGCCUGUGCAAUACCAUUUCAGAGUACUCACGCCAAUGUGUCCAUGCAGGGGGUAUGCCGGGGCAAUGGAGGACGGACCAGUUUUGUGCUGUGUCAUGUCCCUCCAACAUGCAGUAUCAGGAAUGUGGAAUCCCUUGUCCUGACACCUGUUCUAACCCAGAGAGAGGGCAACUGUGCGAGGAACAUUGUACUGAUGGAUGCUUCUGCCCACCUGGCAUGGUUGUGGACGACAUCACCCAGAAAGGCUGCAUACCAGUGGAGGAUUGUUCCUGCAGACACAAUGGGAAUGUUUACCAGUCUGGGGACUUGUAUACGACCAGCUGUAAAAGCUGUACAUGCUAUGGGGGCCAGUGGGACUGCCAAGACCUGGACUGCCCAGGUAACUGCUCCGUGGAAGGAGGUUCACACAUCACCACCUUUGACGGCAAAGCCUAUAGCUUUCAUGGAGAUUGCUCCUAUGUCCUAACAAAGGAAUGUGACGGAACUGACUUCACUAUUUUGGGAGACUUGAUUAAGUGUGGACAGUCUGACACAGAGACAUGUCUUACUGCCGUGACUCUCUCCAUCACUAAUGGAUCCACUGUCAUCAGAAUCCAGGAUGAUCAAAAUGUGCUCGUUAAUGGACUGGCCACAAAGCUGCCAAUUUACACGGCGUCUGUGAUCAUCUUCAGACCCUCCACAUUUUACGGCAUCGUACAAACCAUGUCUGGGAUUCAGCUCAUGAUCCAGUUCAUCCCCAUCAUGCAGGUCUACAUCUCUCUGGACUCAUCCUACAAAGAUAGGACAUGUGGUCUCUGUGGGAGCUUUAACAGUAUCCAGGCUGACGACUUUAAGACUGAUAGUGGGCUGGUGGAGGGAACAGCUGUGGCCUUUGCCAACACCUGGAAAACAAGAACCAGCUGCCCAGAUGUGAGCAGCAGCUUUGUCAACCCCUGCAGCCAGAGUGUGGACAACGAACGAUAUGCCCAGUACUGGUGCUCCAUGCUAUCAGAUCCACAGGGAGUGUUUGCGCCAUGUCAUACUGAGAUAAGUCCGGACAUCUAUGAAGAUAACUGCAUGUACGACAGCUGCAACUGCGCAGAUAGCGAGAAAUGCAUGUGUGCUUCUAUCUCCGCCUAUGUUCAUGCCUGUGCUGAUGCAGGCGUGCUGCUCUCCGGUUGGAGGGAUACCAUCUGCCAACCAUACCAAACCAGCUGCCCCAGCACCAUGGUCUACUCCUACAACAUGAACAGCUGCGGCCACACCUGCGAUUCCCUCAUUAAACCAGACUACUCCUGUCAGGUGAAAUUCACAGCUGUAGAUGGCUGUGGCUGUGAUCAAGGGAGCUACAUGGACCAAGCGGGGAACUGUGUCCAGCAAGACGGCUGCCUCUGCCAAGAGAGCACAACCUCGGGCACAUGCAGUGACGGGCUGCUCAAAAUGCAGAAUAUGAUCCCUCUUUCUGCCGAACCGACGUGCCAAAGCCCAAUGGUCUUCUUCAACUGCUCAAGUGCUGGACUAGGUGCUCUAGGAUCUGAGUGUCAGAAGAGCUGUAAGAAUCUGGAUAUGACAUGUAUCAGCACAGAAUGCAUGUCAGGCUGUAUGUGUCCCCCUGGCAUGGUAUAUGAUGGGAAUGAGGGAUGUAUAGAGGAAGAGAACUGCCCCUGUUUUUACAAUGAUGCUCCACAUAAUCCAGGAGAUAGUAUUAAAGUAGAUUGCAACACAUGUACUUGUAUGAAUAGGAAAUGGGAGUGUACCAAUAAUGACUGCUAUGGUACCUGUUCUGUCUAUGGAGACGGACAUUAUGUUACUGUUGAUGGGAAAAGGUACAACUUCAAUGGAAACAGUGAAUAUGUUCUCAUCCAGGACUAUUGUGGUGGGAGCAAUUCCAACGGUACCUUCAGAGUCAUCACUGAGAAUAUUCCAUGCGGCACCACAGGCGUCACCUGCUCUAAGGCUAUUAAGCUCUUCCUGGGGAAUAAUGAACUUAUCCUUUCGGAGGGAGAAUACAAAGUAAUUCCAAAAAAUACAGGCAUAGAGGUGCCAUACCAGAUCCGAAUUAUGGGGAUUUACAUUGUUAUUGAAGCCAACAAUAACCUCAUAUUCAUGUGGGACAGAAAAACUAGCAUAUUCAUCAAAUUGAGUCCUGCAUAUAAAGGCCAAGUCUGUGGUUUGUGUGGAAACUAUGACGGCAACAGAAACAACGAUUUCAUCACUCGAAGCCAGUUAGUUGUUGUAGACCCCAUUGAGUUUGGGAACAGCUGGAAAGUCUCUUUGAACAACCUUAAUGAUACAAGCAACAAUGAUCCUUGCAGCACCAAUCCAUACAGGAAGUCAUGGGCCCAGAAACAGUGCAGCAUUAUCAACAGCAAUGUGUUCGCUGCUUGUCAUUCUAAGGUCGAUCCCAGUGCAUUCUAUGAUGACUGUGUCAAAGACUCAUGUGCCUGUGACAGUGGAGGAGACUGUGAGUGCUUCUGCACAGCUGUUGCAGCCUAUGCUCAGGCCUGCAAUGAGGCAGGUGCCUGCAUCACCUGGCGGUCGCCCCAAACCUGCCCAUUGUUCUGUGAUUUCUACAACACUCCUGACCAGUGUGAGUGGCAUUACCAGCCUUGCGGAGCUCCAUGCAUGAAGACUUGCCGGAACCCCACCGGGGUGUGCUCUGAACAAAUGCCAGUGAUGGAAGGUUGCUAUCCCAAUUGCCCCUCGAGUCGACCCUUCUUCGAUGAGGACUCAAUGAAAUGUGUGGAGGCAGAGCAGUGUGGUUGUUACGAUGCUGAAGAGAAACACUACAAUACAGGGGAGAGUGUUCCCACCACACAGAACUGCGAGUCUUGUUACUGUUCAUCAAUUGGAAUAAACUGCACCUAUGAUGUUCAAGCUUGUUCCUGCACCUACAAAGGAAAUAAGUACUCAUAUGGAUCAACAAUAUACCAUACUACUGAUGGUGAUGGAAGCUGUAUCACAGCAGUGUGUGGGGAAAAUGGAACCAUUAACAGGGACAUGUACCCCUGUGAGACUACUGUAGCUCCUACCACAACGACAGCAACAACAACAACAGGAACCACAUCAACACCAACUACAGUUUUUGUAUUUUCAACAGAAAGUACAACAGCAUCUACUGAACCUUCUACCGUAACAACAAAAACUGCAGGAACUACAUCAACACCAACAACGGUUUUUGCAUAUUCGACAGAAAGUACAACAGCAACUACAGCCAUAGGACCGCUAACACAAACAAUACCAAUGAUAACAGCAACACUGCCAAUCACUAUGAAUCAAAUUAGUACUACAGCAGCAGAAACACUGACGACAACAGCAAGUACAACACAAAAUGGUACUAGUGGAUUCACUCGACCAUCCAAGACUGAGACCAGUGGUACCUCAACUAUUUCAGUGACAACUAUCUCAGAAUUAAAAAGCUCAACGACAGUGGUUCCAAAAACGUCUGUGGUACGUUCAACAAGUCCAAGUGAGACAACAUCAGCCCCUUCCACAAGAACAGAAACAACCACUGUCCCAACAUCCACAAUACCAGUCAGCACAACAACACCUGAAACAUUAACAACCUCGACUGAAAGUACAACAACAGGAGUUACUAGUGGAUCCACUCAACCAUCCAAGAUUCAGACUAGUGGUACAUCAACUGCUUCGACAACAACCCUUGCAGAAAUUACAACAUCCACCUCAGAAACUUCAGCAACAUCAGGACCAUCUUCAAGUACUACAACCAUAAUUCGACCGGAAACAACAUCAGUUCCUUCGACAAAAACAGAAACAACCACUAUCCCAACAUCCACAAUACCAGUCAGCAGAACAACAUCUGAAACAGAAACGACCACUGUCCCAACAUCCACAAUACCAGUCAGCACAACAACAUCUGAAACAGUGACAACCUCGACUGAAAGUACAACAACAGGAGUUACUAGUGGAUCCACUCAACCAUCCAAGAUUCAGACCAGUGGUCCAUCAACUGUUUCGACAACAACCCUUGCAGAAAUUACAACUUCCACCUCAGAGACUUCAGCAAAAUCAGGACCACCUUCAAGUACUACAACCAUAAUCCGACCUGAAACAACGUCAGCUCCGUCCACAAAAACAGAAACGGCCACUGUCCCAACAUCCACAAUACCAGUCAGCACAACAACAUCUGAAACAGUGACAAUAUUGACUGAAAGUACAACAACAGGAGUUAGUAGUGGAUCCACUCAACCAUCCAAGAUUCAGACCAGUGGUCCAUCAACUGUUUCGACAACAACCAUUGCAGAAAUUACAACUUCCACCUCACAGACUUCAGCAACAUCAGGACCAUCUUCAAGUACUACAACCAUAAUUCGACCGGAAACAACGUCAGUACCUCCGACAAAAACAGAAACAACCACUGUCCCAACAUCCACAAUACCAGUCAGCACAACAACAUCUGAAACAGUGACAACCGUGACUGAAAGUACAACAACAGAAGUUACUAGUGGAUCCACUCAACCAUCCAAGAUUCAGACCAGUGGUCCAUCAACUGUUUCGACAACAACCCUUGCAGAAAUUACAACUUCCACCUCAGAGACUUCAGCAACAUCAGGCCCACCUUCAAGUACUACAACCACAAUCCAACCUGAAACAACGUCAGCUCCUUCCACAAAAACAGAAACGACCACUGUCCCAACAUCCACAAUACCAGUCAGCACAACAACAUCUGAAACAGUGAGAACCUCGACUGAAGGUACAACAACAGGAGUUACUAGUGGAUCCACUCAACCAUCCAAGAUUCAGACCAGUGGUCCAUCAACUGUUUCGACAACAACCCUUGCAGAAAUUACAACUUCCACCUCAGAGACUUCAGCAACAUCAGGACCACCUUCAAGUACUACAACCAUAAUCCGACCUGAAACAACGUCAGCUCCUUCCACUAAAACAGAAACGACCACUGUCCCAACAUCCACAAUACCAGUCAGCACAACAACAUCUGAAACAGUGACAACCUCGACUGAAGGUACAACAACAGGAGUUACUACUGGAUCCACUCAACCAUCCAAGAUUCAGACCAGUGGUCCAUCAACUGUUUCGACAACAACCCUUGCAGAAAUUACAACUUCCACCUCAGAGACUUCAGCAACAUCAAGACCACCUUCAAGUACUACAACCAUAAUCCGACCUGAAACAACGUCAGCUCCUUCCACAAAAACAGAAACGACCACUGUCCCAACAUCCACAAUACCAGUCAGCACAACAACAUCUGAAACAGUGAGAACCUCGACUGAAGGUACAACAACAGGAGUUACUAGUGGAUCCACUCAACCAUCCAAGAUUCAGACCAGUGGUCCAUCAACUGUUUCGACAACAACCCUUGCAGAAAUUACAACUUCCACCUCAGAGACUUCAGCAACAUCAGGCCCACCUUCAAGUACUACAACCACAAUCCAACCUGAAACAACGUCAGCUCCUUCCACAAAAACAGAAACGACCACUGUCCCAACAUCCACAAUACCAGUCAGCACAACAACAUCUGAAACAGUGAGAACCUCGACUGAAGGUACAACAACAGGAGUUACUAGUGGAUCCACUCAACCAUCCAAGAUUCAGACCAGUGGUCCAUCAACUGUUUCGACAACAACCCUUGCAGAAAUUACAACUUCCACCUCAGAGACUUCAGCAACAUCAGGACCACCUUCAAGUACUACAACCAUAAUCCGACCUGAAACAACGUCAGCUCCUUCCACUAAAACAGAAACGACCACUGUCCCAACAUCCACAAUACCAGUCAGCACAACAACAUCUGAAACAGUGACAACCUCGACUGAAGGUACAACAACAGGAGUUACUAGUGGAUCCACUCAACCAUCCAAGAUUCAGACCAGUGGUCCAUCAACUGUUUCGACAACAACCCUUGCAGAAAUUACAACUUCCACCUCAGAGACUUCAGCAACAUCAAGACCACCUUCAAGUACUACAACCAUAAUCCGACCUGAAACAACGUCAGCUCCUUCCACAAAAACAGAAACGACCACUGUCCCAACAUCCACAAUACCAGUCAGCACAACAACAUCUGAAACAGUGAGAACCUCGACUGAAGGUACAACAACAGGAGUUACUAGUGGAUCCACUCAACCAUCCAAGAUUCAGACCAGUGGUCCAUCAACUGUUUCGACAACAACCCUUGCAGAAAUUACAACUUCCACCUCAGAGACUUCAGCAACAUCAGGAACACCUUCAAGUACUACAACCAUAAUCCGACCUGAAACAACGUCAGCUCCUUCCACUAAAACAGAAACGACCACUGUCCCAACAUCCACAAUACCAGUCAGCACAACAACAUCCGAAACAGUGACAACCUCGACUGUAGGUACAACAACAGGAGUUACUACUGGAUCCACUCAACCAUCCAAGAUUCAGACCAGUGGUCCAUCAACUGUUUCGACAACAACCCUUGCAGAAAUUACAACUUCCACCUCAGAGACUUCAGCAACAUCAAGACCACCUUCAAGUACUACAACCAUAAUCCGACCUGAAACAACGUCAGCUCCUUCCACAAAAACAGAAACGACCACUGUCCCAACAUCCACAAUACCAGUCAGCACAACAACAUCUGAAACAGUGACAACCUCGACUGAAGGUACAACAACAGGAGUUACUACUGGAUCCACUCAACCAUCCAAGAUUCAGACCAGUGGUCCAUCAACUGUUUCGACAACAACCCUUGCAGAAAUUACAACUUCCACCUCAGAGACUUCAGCAACAUCAAGACCACCUUCAAGUACUACAACCAUAAUCCGACCUGAAACAACGUCAGCUCCUUCCACAAAAACAGAAACGACCACUGUCCCAACAUCCACAAUACCAGUCAGCACAACAACAUCUGAAACAGUGAGAACCUCGACUGAAGGUACAACAACAGGAGUUACUAGUGGAUCCACUCAACCAUCCAAGAUUCAGACCAGUGGUCCAUCAACUGUUUUGACAACAACCCUUGCAGAAAUUACAACUUCCACCUCAGAGACUUCAGCAACAUCAGGACCACCUUCAAGUACUACAACCAUAAUCCGACCUGAAACAACGUCAGCUCCUUCCACUAAAACAGAAACGACCACUGUCCCAACAUCCACAAUACCAGUCAGCACAACAACAUCUGAAACAGUGAGAACCUCGACUGAAGGUACAACAACAGGAGUUACUAGUGGAUCCACUCAACCAUCCAAGAUUCAGACCAGUGGUCCAUCAACUGUUUCGACAACAACCCUUGCAGAAAUUACAACUUCCACCUCAGAGACUUCAGCAACAUCAGGACCACCUUCAAGUACUACAACCAUAAUCCGACCUGAAACAACGUCAGCUCCUUCCACUAAAACAGAAACGACCACUGUCCCAACAUCCACAAUACCAGUCAGCACAACAACAUCUGAAACAGUGACAACCUCGACUGAAGGUACAACAACAGGAGUUACUAGUGGAUCCACUCAACCAUCCAAGAUUCAGACCAGUGGUCCAUCAACUGUUUCGACAACAACCCUUGCAGAAAUUACAACUUCCACCUCAGAGACUUCAGCAACAUCAGGACCACCUUCAAGUACUACAACCAUAAUCCGACCUGAAACAACGUCAGCUCCUUCCACUAAAACAGAAACGACCACUGUCCCAACAUCCACAAUACCAGUCAGCACAACAACAUCUGAAACAGUGAGAACCUCGACUGAAGGUACAACAACAGGAGUUACUAGUGGAUCCACUCAACCAUCCAAGAUUCAGACCAGUGGUCCAUCAACUGUUUCGACAACAACCCUUGCAGAAAUUACAACUUCCACCUCAGAGACUUCAGCAACAUCAAGACCACCUUCAAGUACUACAACCAUAAUCCGACCUGAAACAACGUCAGCUCCUUCCACAAAAACAGAAACGACCACUGUCCCAACAUCCACAAUACCAGUCAGCACAACAACAUCUGAAACAGUGAGAACCUCGACUGAAGGUACAACAACAGGAGUUACUAGUGGAUCCACUCAACCAUCCAAGAUUCAGACCAGUGGUCCAUCAACUGUUUUGACAACAACCCUUGCAGAAAUUACAACUUCCACCUCAGAGACUUCAGCAACAUCAGGACCACCUUCAAGUACUACAACCAUAAUCCGACCUGAAACAACGUCAGCUCCUUCCACUAAAACAGAAACGACCACUGUCCCAACAUCCACAAUACCAGUCAGCACAACAACAUCUGAAACAGUGACAACCUCGACUGAAGGUACAACAACAGGAGUUACUACUGGAUCCACUCAACCAUCCAAGAUUCAGACCAGUGGUCCAUCAACUGUUUCGACAACAACCCUUGCAGAAAUUACAACUUCCACCUCAGAGACUUCAGCAACAUCAAGAACACCUUCAAGUACUACAACCAUAAUCCGACCUGAAACAACGUCAGCUCCUUCCACAAAAACAGAAACGACCACUGUCCCAACAUCCACAAUACCAGUCAGCACAACAACAUCUGAAACAGUGAGAACCUCGACUGAAGGUAUAACAACAGGAGUUACUAGUGGAUCCACUCAACCAUCCAAGAUUCAGACCAGUGGUCCAUCAACUGUUUUGACAACAACCCUUGCAGAAAUUACAACUUCCACCUCAGAGACUUCAGCAACAUCAGGACCACCUUCAAGUACUACAACCAUAAUCCGACCUGAAACAACGUCAGCUCCUUCCACUAAAACAGAAACGACCACUGUCCCAACAUCCACAAUACCAGUCAGCACAACAACAUCUGAAACAGUGAGAACCUCGACUGAAGGUACAACAACAGGAGUUACUAGUGGAUCCACUCAACCAUCCAAGAUUCAGACCAGUGGUCCAUCAACUGUUUCGACAACAACCCUUGCAGAAAUUACAACUUCCACCUCAGAGACUUCAGCAACAUCAGGACCACCUUCAAGUACUACAACCAUAAUCCGACCUGAAACAACGUCAGCUCCUUCCACUAAAACAGAAACGACCACUGUCCCAACAUCCACAAUACCAGUCAGCACAACAACAUCUGAAACAGUGACAACCUCGACUGAAGGUACAACAACAGGAGUUACUAGUGGAUCCACUCAACCAUCCAAGAUUCAGACCAGUGGUCCAUCAACUGUUUUGACAACAACCCUUGCAGAAAUUACAACUUCCACCUCAGAGACUUCAGCAACAUCAGGACCACCUUCAAGUACUACAACCAUAAUCCGACCUGAAACAACGUCAGCUCCUUCCACUAAAACAGAAACGACCACUGUCCCAACAUCCACAAUACCAGUCAGCACAACAACAUCUGAAACAGUGAGAACCUCGACUGAAGGUACAACAACAGGAGUUACUAGUGGAUCCACUCAACCAUCCAAGAUUCAGACCAGUGGUCCAUCAACUGUUUCGACAACAACCCUUGCAGAAAUUACAACUUCCACCUCAGAGACUUCAGCAACAUCAGGACCACCUUCAAGUACUACAACCAUAAUCCGACCUGAAACAACGUCAGCUCCUUCCACUAAAACAGAAACGACCACUGUCCCAACAUCCACAAUACCAGUCAGCACAACAACAUCUGAAACAGUGACAACCUCGACUGAAGGUACAACAACAGGAGUUACUAGUGGAUCCACUCAACCAUCCAAGAUUCAGACCAGUGGUCCAUCAACUGUUUCGACAACAACCCUUGCAGAAAUUACAACUUCCACCUCAGAGACUUCAGCAACAUCAAGACCACCUUCAAGUACUACAACCAUAAUCCGACCUGAAACAACGUCAGCUCCUUCCACAAAAACAGAAACGACCACUGUCCCAACAUCCACAAUACCAGUCAGCACAACAACAUCUGAAACAGUGAGAACCUCGACUGAAGGUACAACAACAGGAGUUACUAGUGGAUCCACUCAACCAUCCAAGAUUCAGACCAGUGGUCCAUCAACUGUUUCGACAACAACCCUUGCAGAAAUUACAACUUCCACCUCAGAGACUUCAGCAACAUCAGGACCACCUUCAAGUACUACAACCAUAAUCCGACCUGAAACCACGUCAGCUCCUUCCACUAAAACAGAAACGACCACUGUCCCAACAUCCACAAUACCAGUCAGCACAACAACAUCUGAAACAGUGACAACCUCGACUGAAGGUACAACAACAGGAGUUACUACUGGAUCCACUCAACCAUCCAAGAUUCAGACCAGUGGUCCAUCAACUGUUUCGACAACAACCCUUGCAGAAAUUACAACUUCCACCUCAGAGACUUCAGCAACAUCAGGACCACCUUCAAGUACUACAACCAUAAUCCGACCUGAAACAACGUCAGCUCCUUCCACAAAAACAGAAACGACCACUGUCCCAACAUCCACAAUACCAGUCAGCACAACAACAUCUGAAACAGUGAGAACCUCGACUGAAGGUACAACAACAGGAGUUACUAGUGGAUCCACUCAACCAUCCAAGAUUCAGACCAGUGGUCCAUCAACUGUUUUGACAACAACCCUUGCAGAAAUUACAACUUCCACCUCAGAGACUUCAGCAACAUCAGGACCACCUUCAAGUACUACAACCAUAAUCCGACCUGAAACAACGUCAGCUCCUUCCACUAAAACAGAAACGACCACUGUCCCAACAUCCACAAUACCAGUCAGCACAACAACAUCUGAAACAGUGACAACCUCGACUGAAGGUACAACAACAGGAGUUACUACUGGAUCCACUCAACCAUCCAAGAUUCAGACCAGUGGUCCAUCAACUGUUUCGACAACAACCCUUGCAGAAAUUACAACUUCCACCUCAGAGACUUCAGCAACAUCAAGACCACCUUCAAGUACUACAACCAUAAUCCGACCUGAAACAACGUCAGCUCCUUCCACAAAAACAGAAACGACCACUGUCCCAACAUCCACAAUACCAGUCAGCACAACAACAUCUGCAACAGUGACAACCGUGACUGAAAGUACAACAACAGGAGUAACUAGUGGAUCCACUCAACCAUCCAAGAUUCAGACCAGUGGUCCAUCAACUGUUUCGACAACAACCCUUGCAGAAAUUACAACUUCCACCUCAGAGACUUCAGCAACAUCAGGACCACCUUCAAGUACUACAACCAUAAUCCGACCUGAAACAACGUCAGCUCCUUCCACUAAAACAGAAACGACCACUGUCCCAACAUCCACAAUACCAGUCAGCACAACAACAUCUGAAACAGUGACAACCUUGACUGAAGGUACAACAACAGGAGUUACUAGUGGAUCCACUCAACCAUCCAAGAUUCAGACCAGUGGUCCAUCAACUGUUUCGACAACAACCCUUGCAGAAAUUACAACUUCCACCUCAGAGACUUCAGCAACAUCAGGACCACCUUCAAGUACUACAACCAUAAUCCGACCUGAAACAACGUCAGCUCCUUCCACUAAAACAGAAACGACCACUGUCCCAACAUCCACAAUACCAGUCAGCACAACAACAUCUGAAACAGUGAGAACUUCUACUGAAAGUACAACAACAGGAGUUACUAGUGGAUCCACUCAACCAUCCAAGAUUCAGACCAGUGGUCCAUCAACUGUUUCGACAACAACCCUUGCAGAAAUUACAACUUCCACCUCAGAGACUUCAGCAACAUCAAGACCACCUUCAAGUACUACAACCAUAAUCCGACCUGAAACAACGUCAGCUCCUUCCACAAAAACAGAAACGACCACUGUCCCAACAUCCACAAUACCAGUCAGCACAACAACAUCUGAAACAGUGAGAACCUCGACUGAAGGUACAACAACAGGAGUUACUAGUGGAUCCACUCAACCAUCCAAGAUUCAGACCAGUGGUCCAUCAACUGCUUCGACAACCACCCUUGCAGAAAUUACAACAUCCACCUCAGAGACUUCAUCAACAUCAGCACCACCUUCAAGUACUACAACCACAAUCCAACCUGAAACAACGUCAGCUCCUUCCACAAAAACAGAAACGACCACUGUCCCAACAUCCACAAUACCAGUCAGCACAACAACAUCUGCAACAGUGACAACCGUGACUGAAAGUACAACAACAGAAGUUACUAGUGGAUCCACUCAACCAUCCAAGAUUCAGACCAGUGGUCCAUCAACUGUUUCGACAACAACCCUUGCAGAAAUUACAACUUCCACCUCAGAGACUUCAGCAACAUCAGGACCACCUUCAAGUACUACAACCAUAAUCCGACCUGAAACAACGUCAGCUCCUUCCACUAAAACAGAAACGACCACUGUCCCAACAUCCACAAUACCAGUCAGCACAACAACAUCUGAAACAGUGACAACCUUGACUGAAGGUACAACAACAGGAGUUACUAGUGGAUCCACUCAACCAUCCAAGAUUCAGACCAGUGGUCCAUCAAUUGUUUCGACAACAACCCUUGCAGAAAUUACAACUUCCACCUCAGAGACUUCAGCAACAUCAAGACCACCUUCAAGUACUACAACCAUAAUCCGACCUGAAACAACGUCAGCUCCUUCCACAAAAACAGAAACGACCACUGUCCCAACAUCCACAAUACCAGUCAGCACAACAACAUCUGAAACAGUGAGAACCUCGACUGAAGGUACAACAACAGGAGUUACUAGUGGAUCCACUCAACCAUCCAAGAUUCAGACCAGUGGUCCAUCAACUGCUUCGACAACCACCCUUGCAGAAAUUACAACAUCCACCUCAGAGACUUCAUCAACAUCAGCACCACCUUCAAGUACUACAACCACAAUCCAACCUGAAACAACGUCAGCUCCUUCCACAAAAACAGAAACGACCACUGUCCCAACAUCCACAAUACCAGUCAGCACAACAACAUCUGCAACAGUGACAACCGUGACUGAAAGUACAACAACAGAAGUUACUAGUGGAUCCACUCAACCAUCCAAGAUUCAGACCAGUGGUCCAUCAACUGUUUCGACAACAACCCUUGCAGAAAUUACAACUUCCACCUCAGAGACUUCAGCAACAUCAGGACCACCUUCAAGUACUACAACCAUAAUCCGACCUGAAACAACGUCAGCUCCUUCCACUAAAACAGAAACGACCACUGUCCCAACAUCCACAAUACCAGUCAGCACAACAACAUCUGAAACAGUGACAACCUUGACUGAAGGUACAACAACAGGAGUUACUAGUGGAUCCACUCAACCAUCCAAGAUUCAGACCAGUGGUCCAUCAAUUGUUUCGACAACAACCCUUGCAGAAAUUACAACUUCCACCUCAGAGACUUCAGCAACAUCAAGACCACCUUCAAGUACUACAACCAUAAUCCGACCUGAAACAACGUCAGCUCCUUCCACAAAAACAGAAACGACCACUGUCCCAACAUCCACAAUACCAGUCAGCACAACAACAUCUGAAACAGUGAGAACCUCGACUGAAGGUACAACAACAGGAGUUACUAGUGGAUCCACUCAACCAUCCAAGAUUCAGACCAGUGGUCCAUCAACUGCUUCGACAACCACCCUUGCAGAAAUUACAACAUCCACCUCAGAGACUUCAUCAACAUCAGCACCACCUUCAAGUACUACAACCACAAUCCAACCUGAAACAACGUCAGCUCCUUCCACAAAAACAGAAACGACCACUGUCCCAACAUCCACAAUACCAGUCAGCACAACAACAUCUGCAACAGUGACAACCGUGACUGAAAGUACAACAACAGAAGUUACUAGUGGAUCCACUCAACCAUCCAAGAUUCAGACCAGUGGUCCAUCAACUGUUUCGACAACAACCCUUGCAGAAAUUACAACUUCCACCUCAGAGACUUCAGCAACAUCAGGACCACCUUCAAGUACUACAACCAUAAUCCGACCUGAAACAACGUCAGCUCCUUCCACUAAAACAGAAACGACCACUGUCCCAACAUCCACAAUACCAGUCAGCACAACAACAUCUGAAACAGUGAGAACCUCGACUGAAGGUACAACAACAGGAGUUACUAGUGGAUCCACUCAACCAUCCAAGAUUCAGACCAGUGGUCCAUCAACUGUUUCGACAACAACCCUUGCAGAAAUUACAACUUCCACCUCAGAGACUUCAGCAACAUCAGGACCACCUUCAAGUACUACAACCAUAAUCCGACCUGAAACAACGUCAGCUCCUUCCACUAAAACAGAAACGACCACUGUCCCAACAUCCACAAUACCAGUCAGCACAACAACAUCUGAAACAGUGACAACCUCGACUGAAGGUACAACAACAGGAGUUACUAGUGGAUCCACUCAACCAUCCAAGAUUCAGACCAGUGGUCCAUCAACUGUUUCGACAACAACCCUUGCAGAAAUUACAACUUCCACCUCAGAGACUUCAGCAACAUCAAGACCACCUUCAAGUACUACAACCAUAAUCCGACCUGAAACAACGUCAGCUCCUUCCACAAAAACAGAAACGACCACUGUCCCAACAUCCACAAUACCAGUCAGCACAACAACAUCUGAAACAGUGAGAACUUCUACUGAAAGUACAACAACAGGAGUUACUAGUGGAUCCACUCAACCAUCCAAGAUUCAGACCAGUGGUCCAUCAACUGUUUCGACAACAACCCUUGCAGAAAUUACAACUUCCACCUCAGAGACUUCAGCAACAUCAAGACCACCUUCAAGUACUACAACCAUAAUCCGACCUGAAACAACGUCAGCUCCUUCCACUAAAACAGAAACGACCACUGUCCCAACAUCCACAAUACCAGUCAGCAGAACAACAUCUGAAACAGUGAGAACUUCUACUGAAAGUACAACAACAGGAGUUACUAGUGGAUCCACUCAACCAUCCAAAAUUCAGACCAGUGGUCCAUCAACUGUUUCGACAACAACCCUUGCAGAAAUUACAACUUCCACCUCAGAGACUUCAGCAACAUCAAGACCACCUUCAAGUACUACAACCAUAAUCCGACCUGAAACAACGUCAGCUCCUUCCACAAAAACAGAAACGACCACUGUCCCAACAUCCACAAUACCAGUCAGCACAACAACAUCUGAAACAGUGAGAACCUCGACUGAAGGUACAACAACAGGAGUUACUAGUGGAUCCACUCAACCAUCCAAGAUUCAGACCAGUGGUCCAUCAACUGUUUCGACAACAACCCUUGCAGAAAUUACAACUUCCACCUCAGAGACUUCAGCAACAUCAAGACCACCUUCAAGUACUACAACCAUAAUCCGACCUGAAACAACGUCAGCUCCUUCCACAAAAACAGAAACGACCACUGUCCCAACAUCCACAAUACCAGUCAGCACAACAACAUCUGAAACAGUGAGAACCUCGACUGAAGGUACAACAACAGGAGUUACUAGUGGAUCCACUCAACCAUCCAAGAUUCAGACCAGUGGUCCAUCAACUGCUUCGACAACCACCCUUGCAGAAAUUACAACAUCCACCUCAGAGACUUCAUCAACAUCAGCACCACCUUCAAGUACUACAACCACAAUCCAACCUGAAACAACGUCAGCUCCUUCCACAAAAACAGAAACGACCACUGUCCCAACAUCCACAAUACCAGUCAGCACAACAACAUCUGCAACAGUGACAACCGUGACUGAAAGUACAACAACAGAAGUUACUAGUGGAUCCACUCAACCAUCCAAGAUUCAGACCAGUGGUCCAUCAACUGUUUCGACAACAACCCUUGCAGAAAUUACAACUUCCACCUCAGAGACUUCAGCAACAUCAGGACCACCUUCAAGUACUACAACCAUAAUCCGACCUGAAACAACGUCAGCUCCUUCCACUAAAACAGAAACGACCACUGUCCCAACAUCCACAAUACCAGUCAGCACAACAACAUCUGAAACAGUGACAACCUUGACUGAAGGUACAACAACAGGAGUUACUAGUGGAUCCACUCAACCAUCCAAGAUUCAGACCAGUGGUCCAUCAAUUGUUUCGACAACAACCCUUGCAGAAAUUACAACUUCCACCUCAGAGACUUCAGCAACAUCAAGACCACCUUCAAGUACUACAACCAUAAUCCGACCUGAAACAACGUCAGCUCCUUCCACAAAAACAGAAACGACCACUGUCCCAACAUCCACAAUACCAGUCAGCACAACAACAUCUGAAACAGUGAGAACCUCGACUGAAGGUACAACAACAGGAGUUACUAGUGGAUCCACUCAACCAUCCAAGAUUCAGACCAGUGGUCCAUCAACUGCUUCGACAACCACCCUUGCAGAAAUUACAACAUCCACCUCAGAGACUUCAUCAACAUCAGCACCACCUUCAAGUACUACAACCACAAUCCAACCUGAAACAACGUCAGCUCCUUCCACAAAAACAGAAACGACCACUGUCCCAACAUCCACAAUACCAGUCAGCACAACAACAUCUGCAACAGUGACAACCGUGACUGAAAGUACAACAACAGAAGUUACUAGUGGAUCCACUCAACCAUCCAAGAUUCAGACCAGUGGUCCAUCAACUGUUUCGACAACAACCCUUGCAGAAAUUACAACUUCCACCUCAGAGACUUCAGCAACAUCAGGACCACCUUCAAGUACUACAACCAUAAUCCGACCUGAAACAACGUCAGCUCCUUCCACUAAAACAGAAACGACCACUGUCCCAACAUCCACAAUACCAGUCAGCACAACAACAUCUGAAACAGUGACAACCUUGACUGAAGGUACAACAACAGGAGUUACUAGUGGAUCCACUCAACCAUCCAAGAUUCAGACCAGUGGUCCAUCAAUUGUUUCGACAACAACCCUUGCAGAAAUUACAACUUCCACCUCAGAGACUUCAGCAACAUCAAGACCACCUUCAAGUACUACAACCAUAAUCCGACCUGAAACAACGUCAGCUCCUUCCACAAAAACAGAAACGACCACUGUCCCAACAUCCACAAUACCAGUCAGCACAACAACAUCUGAAACAGUGAGAACCUCGACUGAAGGUACAACAACAGGAGUUACUAGUGGAUCCACUCAACCAUCCAAGAUUCAGACCAGUGGUCCAUCAACUGCUUCGACAACCACCCUUGCAGAAAUUACAACAUCCACCUCAGAGACUUCAUCAACAUCAGCACCACCUUCAAGUACUACAACCACAAUCCAACCUGAAACAACGUCAGCUCCUUCCACAAAAACAGAAACGACCACUGUCCCAACAUCCACAAUACCAGUCAGCACAACAACAUCUGCAACAGUGACAACCGUGACUGAAAGUACAACAACAGAAGUUACUAGUGGAUCCACUCAACCAUCCAAGAUUCAGACCAGUGGUCCAUCAACUGUUUCGACAACAACCCUUGCAGAAAUUACAACUUCCACCUCAGAGACUUCAGCAACAUCAGGACCACCUUCAAGUACUACAACCAUAAUCCGACCUGAAACAACGUCAGCUCCUUCCACUAAAACAGAAACGACCACUGUCCCAACAUCCACAAUACCAGUCAGCACAACAACAUCUGAAACAGUGAGAACCUCGACUGAAGGUACAACAACAGGAGUUACUAGUGGAUCCACUCAACCAUCCAAGAUUCAGACCAGUGGUCCAUCAACUGUUUCGACAACAACCCUUGCAGAAAUUACAACUUCCACCUCAGAGACUUCAGCAACAUCAGGACCACCUUCAAGUACUACAACCAUAAUCCGACCUGAAACAACGUCAGCUCCUUCCACUAAAACAGAAACGACCACUGUCCCAACAUCCACAAUACCAGUCAGCACAACAACAUCUGAAACAGUGACAACCUCGACUGAAGGUACAACAACAGGAGUUACUAGUGGAUCCACUCAACCAUCCAAGAUUCAGACCAGUGGUCCAUCAACUGUUUCGACAACAACCCUUGCAGAAAUUACAACUUCCACCUCAGAGACUUCAGCAACAUCAAGACCACCUUCAAGUACUACAACCAUAAUCCGACCUGAAACAACGUCAGCUCCUUCCACAAAAACAGAAACGACCACUGUCCCAACAUCCACAAUACCAGUCAGCACAACAACAUCUGAAACAGUGAGAACUUCUACUGAAAGUACAACAACAGGAGUUACUAGUGGAUCCACUCAACCAUCCAAGAUUCAGACCAGUGGUCCAUCAACUGUUUCGACAACAACCCUUGCAGAAAUUACAACUUCCACCUCAGAGACUUCAGCAACAUCAAGACCACCUUCAAGUACUACAACCAUAAUCCGACCUGAAACAACGUCAGCUCCUUCCACUAAAACAGAAACGACCACUGUCCCAACAUCCACAAUACCAGUCAGCAGAACAACAUCUGAAACAGUGAGAACUUCUACUGAAAGUACAACAACAGGAGUUACUAGUGGAUCCACUCAACCAUCCAAAAUUCAGACCAGUGGUCCAUCAACUGUUUCGACAACAACCCUUGCAGAAAUUACAACUUCCACCUCAGAGACUUCAGCAACAUCAAGACCACCUUCAAGUACUACAACCAUAAUCCGACCUGAAACAACGUCAGCUCCUUCCACAAAAACAGAAACGACCACUGUCCCAACAUCCACAAUACCAGUCAGCACAACAACAUCUGAAACAGUGAGAACCUCGACUGAAGGUACAACAACAGGAGUUACUAGUGGAUCCACUCAACCAUCCAAGAUUCAGACCAGUGGUCCAUCAACUGCUUCGACAACCACCCUUGCAGAAAUUACAACAUCCACCUCAGAGACUUCAUCAACAUCAGCACCACCUUCAAGUACUACAACCACAAUCCAACCUGAAACAACGUCAGCUCCUUCCACAAAAACAGAAACGACCACUGUCCCAACAUCCACAAUACCAGUCAGCACAACAACAUCUGCAACAGUGACAACCGUGACUGAAAGUACAACAACAGAAGUUACUAGUGGAUCCACUCAACCAUCCAAGAUUCAGACCAGUGGUCCAUCAACUGUUUCGACAACAACCCUUGCAGAAAUUACAACUUCCACCUCAGAGACUUCAGCAACAUCAGGACCACCUUCAAGUACUACAACCACAAUCCGACCUGAAACAACGUCAGCUCCUUCCACUAAAACAGAAACGACCACUGUCCCAACAUCCACAAUACCAGUCAGCACAACAACAUCUGAAACAGUGAGAACCUCGACUGAAGGUACAACAACAGGAGUUACUAGUGGAUCCACUCAACCAUCCAAGAUUCAGACCAGUGGUCCAUCAACUGUUUCGACAACAACCCUUGCAGAAAUUACAACUUCCACCUCAGAGACUUCAGCAACAUCAGGACCACCUUCAAGUACUACAACCAUAAUCCGACCUGAAACAACGUCAGCUCCUUCCACUAAAACAGAAACGACCACUGUCCCAACAUCCACAAUACCAGUCAGCACAACAACAUCUGAAACAGUGACAACCUCGACUGAAGGUACAACAACAGGAGUUACUAGUGGAUCCACUCAACCAUCCAAGAUUCAGACCAGUGGUCCAUCAACUGUUUCGACAACAACCCUUGCAGAAAUUACAACUUCCACCUCAGAGACUUCAGCAACAUCAAGACCACCUUCAAGUACUACAACCAUAAUCCGACCUGAAACAACGUCAGCUCCUUCCACAAAAACAGAAACGACCACUGUCCCAACAUCCACAAUACCAGUCAGCAGAACAACAUCUGAAGCAGUGAGAACUUCUACUGAAAGUACAACAACAGGAGUUACUAGUGGAUCCACUCAACCAUCCAAGAUUCAGACCAGUGGUCCAUCAACUGUUUCGACAACAACCCUUGCAGAAAUUACAACUUCCACCUCAGAGACUUCAGCAACAUCAAGACCACCUUCAAGUACUACAACCAUAAUCCGACCUGAAACAACGUCAGCUCCUUCCACUAAAACAGAAACGACCACUGUCCCAACAUCCACAAUACCAGUCAGCAGAACAACAUCUGAAACAGUGAGAAUUUCUACUGAAAGUACAACAACAGGAGUUACUAGUGGAUCCACUCAACCAUCCAAAAUUCAGACCAGUGGUCCAUCAACUGUUUCGACAACAACCCUUGCAGAAAUUACAACUUCCACCUCAGAGACUUCAGCAACAUCAAGACCACCUUCAAGUACUACAACCAUAAUCCGACCUGAAACAACGUCAGCUCCUUCCACAAAAACAGAAACGACCACUGUCCCAACAUCCACAAUACCAGUCAGCACAACAACAUCUGAAACAGUGAGAACCUCGACUGAAGGUACAACAACAGGAGUUACUAGUGGAUCCACUCAACCAUCCAAGAUUCAGACCAGUGGUCCAUCAACUGUUUCGACAACAACCCUUGCAGAAAUUACAACUUCCACCUCAGAGACUUCAGCAACAUCAGGACCACCUUCAAGUACUACAACCAUAAUCCGACCUGAAACAACAUCAGCUCCUUCCACAAAAACAGAAACGACCUCUGUCCCAACAUCCACAAUACCAGUCAGCACAACAACAUCUGCAACAGUGACAACCGUGACUGAAAGUUCAACAACAGGAGUAACUAGUGGAUCCACUCAACCAUCCAAGAUUCAGACCAGUGGUCCAUCAACUGUUUCGACAACAACCCUUGCAGAAAUUACAACUUCCACCUCAGAGACUUCAGCAACAUCAGGACCACCUUCAAGUACUACAACCACAAUCCAACCUGAAACAACGUCAGCUCCUUCCACAAAAACAGAAACGACCACUGUCCCAACAUCCACAAUACCAGUCAGCACAACAACAUCUGAAACAGUGAGAACCUCGACUGAAGGUACAACAACAGGAGUUAUUAGUGGAUCCACUCAACCAUCCAAGAUUCAGACCAGUGGUCCAUCAACUGUUUCGACAACAACCCUUGCAGAAAUUACAACAUCCACCUCAGAAACUUCAGCAACAUCAAGACCACCUUCAAGUACUACUACCAUAAUCCGACCUGAAACAACAUCAGCUCCUUCCACAAAAACAGAAAUGACCACUCUCCCAACAUCCACAAUACCAGUCAGCACAACAACAUCUGAAACAGUGAGAACCUCGACUGAAAGUACAACAACAGAAGUUACUAGUGGAUCCACUCAACCAUCCAAGAUUCAGACCAGUGGUCCAUCAACUGUUUCGACAACAACCCUUGCAGAAAUUACAACAUCCACCUCAGAAACUUCAGCAACAUCAAGACCACCUUCAAGUACUACAACCAUAAUCCGACCUGAAACAACGUCAGCUCCUUCCACAAAAACAGAAACGACCACUGUCCCAACAUCCACAAUACCAGUCAGCAGAACAACAUCCGAAACAGUGACAACUUUGACUGAAAGUACAACAACAGGAGUUACUAGUGGAUCCACUCAAGCAUCUAAGAUUCAGACCAGUGGUCCAUCAACUGCUGUGACAAAAACCAUUGUAGAAAUUGCAACUUCUACUACGCAAACUUCAGCAGCAUCAGGACCACCUUCAAGCACCGCAACCAUUAUCCGACCUCAAACAACUUCAGUAUCUUCCACAAAAACAGAAACAACCACUGUCACAUCAUCCACAAUACCAGUCAGCACAACAACAUCUGAAACAGUGACAACCGUGACUGAAAGUUCAACAACAGGAGUUACUAGUGGAUCCACUCAACCAUCCAAGAUUCAGACCAGUGGUCCAUCAACUGUUUCGACAACAACCCUUGCAGAAAGUACAACUUCCACCUCAGAGACUUCAGCAACAUCAGGACCAUCUUCAAGCACCACAACCAUAAUUCAACCUGAAACAACGUCAGCUCAUUCCACAAAAACAGAAACAACCAGGUCAUUUACUGAGAAUCACAGUACAACAAUGGAAAUUUCUACUUACGUCCCUACAACGUCAACCCCUUAUACUGCUGUUGCACCAGUUACACAAAUGUUACCUACUAUUACAAUGACCUUUCCUAAAACUACCGUAUACGCUACACAACCCCAGCAUCUUUCAACAGGAAGCAGUGGAAUUACUCAGUCUGAAAUUACAACACAGAUGAAGUCGUCAACUAUAUCUACUCAUCCCCUCUCAACAAUUACUUCUGCUACCUUCAAUAGUAGUACUGUUCAGGAAACAACACUACAUUGUACGUGCAAGUACAAUAACACAGAUUUUAUGCCAGGUUCGCUGAUAUACAACCAGACUGAUGAUGCAGGAUGGUGUUUCACUGCUAUUUGCAGUCUCUCAUGCAUUGUAGUCAAACAGCCAAUGCCCUGCCAGACCACCAUACCUUCACCCACUUCUACAUCUUCUACACUGAAUGCUGCCACUUCUGCAAUGACAACACAACAGCACAGCACAGCCACAGCAUCACCCACUGUGUCACAACAUACACAUAGUCCUUCGGUCGAAACUACUCAGUCUGAAACCAUUACAUCUGGGCUUGACUGCAACAAUGUUGAGCCACCAAGAAAGGAUGGCGAAUCAUGGCAGGUGGAUAAUUGUACUACUGCCACAUGUCAAAAAGGCAUUGUUUACACACGUUAUGACUGUCCAUACUGUAAUGGGUCUGAUGGCCAACUCAGAAAGCUUGGAGAGACCUGGCAGACCAACUGUGACCAAUGUGAAUGUAAUGCCAGCUCCGUGACCAUCCAAUGCCAGCCUUUCAGGUGUACAGCCCAAGCCAACCUCACCUGUAACCUGCAGGGCCAGGUGAUAGUGACUGAGACAUUGGACUGUUGCCAGAGGAACAGAUGCGAAUGCAAUGUAUCCCUGUGUCCCGAGCCUCAGCCUUGCUCACCUGGCUACACCCUUGUAACAAAUACAUCUGCUGGACCUUGCUGCCCAUCCUAUGAAUGUGAACCAAAACCGGUCUGUGUUUUCAAUAACACUGAGUACAAGGUGGGAGAAACAAUGCCCAGUGAUGACUGUGAAGUGUGUAACUGCAGCACCAACAUCGACCCGAUAACAAAGUUGCACCUCAACAUCUGUGUUCCAAUGACCUGUGAUACUAACUGCCAGCAGGGCUUUGAGUAUCAGACUGUGCAGGGACAGUGCUGUGGUAUCUGUGUACAAUCCAGCUGCAUCGCAUCCCUGCCCGAUAAUACCACGCAUCUAAUUGAGCCUGGGCAGAGCUGGUCACCCGCAAAUGACAAAUGUAUGACGUACGAGUGUGAAAAGAUCGGAGACAAGCUGACCACUGUAAAGGUCAAAGCUGUGUGCCCAGAGUUCGAUCCUGGGAACUGCAUGCCUGGUACCGAAACAACUGAUGCAGAUGGCUGUUGCCAGACCUGUACCCCAGUUCAGAACUGCAACUUAAUGAAGAACAGCAGCAUCCUGGUGCACAACACAUGUCAAUCUGCAAAUCCUGUAGAGCUGUCCUCAUGCACAGGAUACUGUGGGACGUACUCCCUGUACUCUGCUAACGCAAAUGACUUGGUCCACUCCUGCUCCUGCUGUCAGGAGACAUCUGUCAGCAAGAAGCAGGUACAGCUGCUCUGCCCAGAUGGAUCAUCGAUGGACUACACGUACACAUACAUUGAGAGCUGUAGCUGCAACCCUGUAAACUGCGACACUGUGCCCCCCACGGCGGCUGUAGGAAAGUGAGAUGAAAUGCUGAGGAAAUACUGCUUAUUUAAUCCCUUAAAACGUCUCAGUCGUGAACAUUAGCUACCAGUCUGUCAUGCUUCUUUUAUUUGUCUCUCUCUUUGGCCAUGCUUCUUAAUAUUAAACAUUAUUUGUUUUAACUGUUAAAGGUAUAUUAACAAAAGUAAAAAUGCAGUCCCAGUGGUACUGCUCCGCUUUCCUGUAUUCGCUUCUCAAUAAACUAUAGCUGUGCAAUUCUCAUGA
Messenger RNA from Brienomyrus brachyistius, 24497 nucleotides. RefSeq names its product mucin-19-like. The record is from RefSeq and is a predicted model, not a curated record. The transcript is spliced from 43 exons. Gene Ontology annotation, molecular function: protein binding. The coding region runs from base 30 to 24254 and encodes 8074 amino acids. Lineage: Eukaryota; Metazoa; Chordata; Actinopteri; Osteoglossiformes; Mormyridae. Gene Ontology annotation, cellular component: extracellular matrix.